Knipowitschia caucasica is the source of this 309-nucleotide messenger RNA. The record is from the annotation of a GenBank genome assembly. Lineage: Eukaryota; Metazoa; Chordata; Actinopteri; Gobiiformes; Gobiidae.
AUGGCUGUUUGUGUUGUCCCCACAGUGAGCAGUGAUGAGCUGCUGUCUCUGACCUCACCCAAAAUGAGCCAGCCCAAAGAGCGUGAGAAGGAGAAAGAGGCCGGGCUCCACACUCAGGUCCAAGAGCAGCUCCAAGGCAGCCCUGGGACAAGCCACAGCCAAGGCAUACGGCUCCAGUCAGUGCCUCUCAUCCUUCACCAACUGCCAGCCCCCCCUCUCGGCAACCCUCAGCGACCGUCACAGCCAGCAAUGCGGAUCUUACAGUGCCGUCAGCGACCUGCCCAGGAGAAGGAGAAUGAUAUGGUUUAA